UGGCUCUGCUGCCUUCAAGGUUCUCCAAGAGCCCAAGGAACCUGAGAUAGCUAGCUCCUCUCCUUUGCUUCUCCUCUCCGGCAUCACCACCUCUUCUCCAUUGACUGCUCAGUGUGCCAGCUCUCUCCACUGAGCAAGAGGAGAAGGGUUCCAUUUGUUAUCCGAUCGAGGAAGAGAGGAGAGAUGGCUUUCUUGAACAUGGAGCAGCAGACUUGGGCCUUCACCUUUGGUAUCCUAGGUAACAUAAUCUCAUUGAUGGUGUUUCUUUCACCACUGCCGACGUUCUACCGCGUGUACCGGAAGAAGUCGACGGAGGGGUUCCAGUCGACGCCGUACGUGGUGACGCUCUUCAGCUGCAUGCUGUGGAUGUUCUACGCCUUCCUCAAGUCCGGCGCCGAGCUGCUCAUCACCAUCAACGGCGUCGGCUGCGUCAUCGAGACAGCCUACAUCGCCAUGUACCUAGCCUACGCGCCCAAGGCCUCCAGGGUGCUCACGGCCAAGAUGCUGUUGGGCCUCAACGUCGGUCUCUUCGGCCUCAUCUCCCUCGUCACGCUGCUGCUCUCCUCCAAGGGCACGCUCCGCGUCCACGUGCUCGGCUGGAUCUGCGUCUCCGUCGCUCUCGCCGUCUUCGCCGCCCCGCUCAGCGUCAUGAGGCUCGUGAUCCGGACCAAGAGCGUGGAGUUCAUGCCCUUCUCGCUAUCCUUCUGCUUGGUCCUGAGCGCCGUGAUCUGGUUCGCGUACGGCGCGCUGAAGAAGGACGUGUUCGUGGCGGUCCCCAACGUGCUGGGCUUCGUCUUCGGCGUGGCGCAGAUGGCGCUGUACAUGACAUACAGGAACAAGAAGCCCUCCGCCGUGGUGAUGAUGGUGGAGGAGGUGAAGCUGCCGGAGCACGUGAAAGAGGUGGCUGGCAGCGCGCCGGCGGCGCCCGAGGGCAGGGCCAGCUGCGGCGCCGAGGUGCACCCCAUCGACGUCCUGGCGUCCCCCGCGGCGGUGGAGGUACACGACCUGCAGGCAGUGGUCAUCGACGCGGAGCCGAUCAUGUGCGCCGCGGCAGCCGCAGAAACAGAUGCGGACGGCGGGGUCGACGGCGUGCCCAGGGCGCCGGAGCAGCUGGUCAAGCCUGACACGGCCAUUACUGUGGGAGUGUAGCUUAGUUUUUGAAGUCUAGUACCGAUCAGUAGUAAUUCUCAUGUGAACAGGCCUGCCUGCUACAGCAGUAGCGGCCAUAUGUAUCGGCUGCAUGCAUGCAGGUCCCGGUCGAGAUGGAGCUAGCCGGGCCCGUAGGCGAGUAGCGCCAUGGCUCUCAUGGGCCAGCAUACUAGCUGGCCUGUGAUGAACCGGCGAGAGAUAAUGAGAGCGAGCGAGAGGAUUGAUCAAACGGCUGCAGCCGCCUGCUAGAUGAUGUCCGCAGCGAGCAGCCCAGCGGCCGGUGCGUGUAAUCGAGUCGAUCAGCGUGUCGCCUUGUGUGUCCUAGCCUAGCCUGAUUGUUUCGUUCCUUUAUUCGUGCCGUCGUCGCAGCAAUAAAUUCGGAAUGGACGAUUAUUCAACA
Molecule: messenger RNA, 1549 nt
Organism: Phragmites australis (common reed)
Lineage: Eukaryota; Viridiplantae; Streptophyta; Magnoliopsida; Poales; Poaceae
Product: bidirectional sugar transporter SWEET15-like
Exons: 4
Coding region: 184-1149 (321 amino acids)
Biological process (GO): carbohydrate transport
Cellular component (GO): membrane
Molecular function (GO): sugar transmembrane transporter activity
Source: RefSeq, a predicted model, not a curated record